GUGACCCUUCCCGCCUUACAAAAAAAAGAUAAGCGGUGUUCGGCCGUAAAGGCAUGCUUUGGCUUAUGGGAUUGAUAUGAUAAGCAACGCAAGUCUGUGCAGGAACAUGUGUUGAUCAUCAUAAUGCUCUUCUCAACCUCAUACAUGUCGUGGUCACCAUGAGCGAUCAUUCGAAUGAUGGUGCUAGCACCUCAAAUCAAAGUACAAACGAUGAUUCAAUAGGAAACCAACAAUUACCAGUAAUCAAUUUGGGAGCAGGUGGAUCAGCAUACGGUGAUUAUGUUGCAGAGAUUGAUUCUUCAGCUCCGAUUAUGGCAGAUAGAAUAUUCGGGGAUUUAAUUCCACCUCCUUCAAAUAUGAACAGAUCAAGAAGCAAAAGUUCCGCUAGAUCUGGUAAACAAAGUAGAACAGGUGAAUCAAUACAAGAGAAUGUAUAUGAACAAGGCGGAAUCGACGAUUCAGAGGACGAUGAAGAAACCACAAACCCAAAGACAAUCGAUGACGAUCAUUUGGAUUGGGCAAAAGGACUACCAUGGUAUAAGAGACCAUCAGAGAAAUGGUUGCGACCUGUGGUCUUGCUGCUUGCUAUGGGAAGUGGAAUGAUCAUGGGACCAAAGAUUGAUUUAGGAAUGCAAUUGAUUUGUGAAGAAGUGUUGGGAGUUGAGUCCGUUAUGCCAACACCACAUGAACGUCCACCUCUCUCAAUGCAAUGUAGACAGUCAGACGACGUUGCAGCGGGUUAUUCUUCUUUGGCUUUACGUAUCACAUUGGCAAUGGGAAUCGUUUCGGCAAUCACUACUGGCUUUUGGGGAACGUUAUCCGAUAGACGUGGACGAACGAUCCCUUUACGGCUGACGACUUUUGGGAUCCUUGUUAGCGAUGUUGCCUAUAUCGCUUUGGGCUUAUUUCCGCAAUCUGCUGUUCCUUUUGGCAAGAACUUGCUGGUGAUCGCAUCUUUGAUUGAAGGCUUGUGCGGUGGCAUUCCAACCCUUUCAGCAGCAUUUAUGGCAUACAUUGCAGAUGUAACACCAAGCGGAACAAGAGCAACAUUAUUCAGCUUUUUUACGGGGCUAUUCUUUUGUGGAAUCGCAAUCGGUCCUGCUUUGGGUGGUUUGGUCGCAAAGCAUACGCACAGUACGGUAACCACAUUCUACAUCGCUUUGGCAGCACAUUUGAUUUGUUUCAUUUGUGCGGCUUUCUUGUUGCCUGAAAGCAACAGCCCUGAUCGAAUGCGAAAAGCACAAGAUGAAUACGAUGAAUAUGCAAUCUCAACCGCAGCUAGAAGAGCACAGCCAAGAACAGACCGAACGAGAAUAUAUGCUGCUUAUAGAAGAUUGCGAUCCAACGCACUUACGCCACUCAAACCGCUCAAGUUACUUCUCCCGCACAGAAGACAUGAUCAAGUUGAUAUUGAUGAAACAGAAGCAAUGGCAUCGCAUAUAUCCGUUUCGCGAUCACAAAAGAAUUCAUUGGAUUGGAAUUUAACAUUUGUUGCAAUAGCAUACUUUUUAGAAGCUUCAGCGAUUGGAAUAAUGACGCCAAAGAUUAAUUAUGCUAUCAAGAAAUUCGAAUGGGAUGUUUUGGAAAUUGGAUAUUUUUUAAGUUAUGCAAGUUUUACAAGAGUUGCUUGUUUGACAAUCAUUAUUCCUUUUUUGGUUAGAGUUGUUCAUAAUCCUGUCAAACGAAGUGCACUUCCACAAGACGGUAGAUCAGGCAUCAUCGAAGAGGAACAUCAAGCGGAUUCUUCGCAUUUAGAUGAAGAUGGAAGACCGACUGCAGAUGAAUACGAGAAUGCGCCAUUACUGCAAAAGAAGAAAAAGAGCACUGCUGCUCCGAAACGCUCAGGGUAUGGAGCGACAGACAAUACAAACACAUCAUCUGACAGCGAUGAAGAUUCGGAAGAUGAUCAUCCGACACGGGUAGAGAAGUUAUGGGCGAUGCGGGCACGACAUUUACGACAAAUUCACGAUAGCAAAUUCGACCGAAGGCUGGUGAUCGGUUCAUUAAUGAUCGCAGCAAGUUGUUAUUUUUUGCUGGCCAUUUUGUCAAACGCAGGACCGAUUCCUUUUGUCGCUCUUUCUGGUUUGAUCAGUUUGGGAGGAGCAGCUUCUGCGGCUUUGAGUAGUUUAGCAUUAGCACUUCUAGAAAGUGAUCGAGAUGCCGGAAAGUUCUUUGCAGCUUGGAGUGUAUUGAGCGCUUUAAGUCAAACGAUUAUCGGACCGAUCGUGUUUACAGAAGUUUUUGUUAAAACUGUCUCUUUUGCACCUCAAAGUAUUUUUGUUCUUGGUUGUGGUUUGUUCAUCUUUUCGGGUUUGGCGGUCUUUCUAAUUCGUGUUCGUUCUACCAGAUCUUUACCUGGCUUACCGCCAAGACCACACACGCCUGCUUCUCUCAGAGCGCUACGAAAGAAGAAAUCUGGUAUUCUGGAUGACGGUCAAGGCACAGGACCGUUCAAGAGUAGUAGUAGCCGAAUCCGUUUACGUCAGAGCAAUCCUUUCCAGUCUGCUCAAAGUGGGGGAGAUUGAUACGUAGAUACUAUGCUUAAUUGAUUGCAAUGCACUUGCUAUUAUACUGUAUGCUUAUCAUGAGUUAAUACCAUCUUUACGAUAAUUAUAAUGUAUUUGAGC
Molecule: messenger RNA, 2627 nt
Organism: Meira miltonrushii
Lineage: Eukaryota; Fungi; Basidiomycota; Exobasidiomycetes; Exobasidiales; Brachybasidiaceae
Product: MFS general substrate transporter
Exons: 1
Coding region: 159-2525 (788 amino acids)
Biological process (GO): transmembrane transport
Cellular component (GO): membrane
Molecular function (GO): transmembrane transporter activity
Source: RefSeq, a predicted model, not a curated record